AUGUUCCGUGCUGCUACCGUUUACUCUCUUGCAAAAUCUAACAGUUCUAUCGAAAACAUUCAUGCAGCCGUCACUACCUCCUUCGCCCCACUCACGGGUCUGUUCUCUACGCAAAUCACGGCCAUCCAACCACUGUCUCGGCGAAGUUUAAGGCCAACUGCCCGUCGGCCCGUCUCUACAGACCGACCACCUACCUGUUGUUCGCGUGUCGUCGCCACCCGCUACUCGACCACCAACCGGCUAGGCGGGUUAGACACGCGUGAACUCCUCGUCGCUCGCCCGGGCGGUACCGGUGAAUGCGUUUGUUUCCGUCUAGUUUUCGUCCGUUUUCCGCUCGCUUCCGGUGGAACUCUGACGUCGUCGUCUGCACAACUCGUCUCUCCUUCAGUUUCUCCUUUUGCGUCUCGCACGCUGCCGCCGCCAUCUUCAGCGUCUCGACGACGCGAAUUGUGGAUUUGUCGUAAAACGAAAGCAUUGAAAAGUAACCCGGCACCACCGGCGACUGUAAAAGGCUCGCUUCUCUAUUUUAGUCACCCCACCGGAGGAUUCCAUUCAUUGUCCUUGCGGCGGUCGAUAACGAGGCGCAUACCUGUUUGA
This is a messenger RNA of Acanthosepion pharaonis, 597 nucleotides long. NCBI's taxonomy places the organism in Eukaryota, Metazoa, Mollusca, Cephalopoda, Sepiida, Sepiidae. The record is from the annotation of a GenBank genome assembly.